ACAGGGAAAACUAGACAUCAUUUCAAAGCAUAAAAAGGCAAAGUAAAGAGAAGGUAAAGGGAGGAUUUGAUUAGAAACUAGGAGUGAUUAACAAGGAUCUUUUGGCAUUGCCAAUAUUGAUGUCUACACAGAUACCAGUGUUGGAGCAGCAGCAACAACAGUCUCAAAUGAUGCGCUUGAAGACUUCAGGAGUCCUGAAUUACAGUGGAAGUCCACUGAAUGAUGACAAAGAGGAGGAGAUGACAAAGUCUGCCUUGUCUGCAUUUCGCGCAAAGGAAGAAGAGAUUGAGCGGAAGAAAGCUGAGGUCAGGGAGAGAGUUCAGGCUCAGUUGGGCCGUGUUGAAGAGGAAACCAAGAAAUUGGCUGAAAUUCGCGAGGAGCUUGAAGCUCUUGCCGAUCCAAUGAGAAAGGAAGUAGCGCUAAUUCGAAAGAAGGUUGAUCUGCUUAAUCGAGAGUUGAAGCCACUUGGACAAACUUGCCAGAGAAAGGAAAAAGAAUACAAAGAGUGCCUUGAUGCUUUCAAUGAGAAGAGUAGGGAAAAGACUCAGCUGGUUAGCAAACUGAUGGAGUUGGUUAGCGAAAGUGAAAAGCUGAGGAUGAAGAAACUGGAGGAGCUGAGCAAGAGCAUAAAUUCCCUGCAUUAAAAAUUGUGCUAAUAUUACAAGCAAGAUUCCUCUCUGCAGCCUACUUGUGACUCUGCUCUUGGAUUUUUGGUUUAUAGAUUGUGGUCUUAUCUAUGUCUUUCAUUUGUUCUCUAAAAUGGGUGGUGCUUUUUUUUUUGUUUUGUUCCUUUUCCUUUUGGGCUGCUGCUUAACUUUUUCUUUUUAACAUUGAAUUACUCUUAGUCCCCUACAUGUGUUGUUGUGAAAUGCAAAACAAUGACAUGGGACUCCGCUUUGCUUUCUCUGUAAAUGUGAGAUGUCUUCUGUCAUUCUAAA
Molecule: messenger RNA, 938 nt
Organism: Coffea eugenioides
Lineage: Eukaryota; Viridiplantae; Streptophyta; Magnoliopsida; Gentianales; Rubiaceae
Product: ankyrin repeat domain-containing protein 30A-like
Exons: 4
Coding region: 120-644 (174 amino acids)
Source: RefSeq, a predicted model, not a curated record